Molecule: messenger RNA, 1485 nt
Organism: Oryza brachyantha (malo sina)
Lineage: Eukaryota; Viridiplantae; Streptophyta; Magnoliopsida; Poales; Poaceae
Product: UDP-glucose 4-epimerase 4
Exons: 9
Coding region: 80-1162 (360 amino acids)
Biological process (GO): rRNA processing; galactose metabolic process
Cellular component (GO): cytosol
Molecular function (GO): UDP-glucose 4-epimerase activity; RNA binding
Source: RefSeq, a predicted model, not a curated record
CCCGCUCGUCCGUAGAUCCACGCCGCGCGGAAGGUGUCUAGAGAGAGAGAGAGAGAGAGAGAGAGAGAGAGAGAGAGAGAUGGCGGCGGUGGCGGGCCCGAGCAGGACGGUGCUGGUGACGGGAGGGGCGGGCUACAUCGGGAGCCACACCGUGCUGCAGCUGCUCGCCGCUGGCUUCCGCGUCGUCGUCGUCGACAGCCUGGGGAACUCCUCCGAGCUCGCCGUCCGCCGCGUCGCCGCGCUCGCCGGGGACGCCGCGCGGAACCUUUCCUUCCACAAGGUUGAUAUUCGCGAUAAGGAUGGACUGGAAAUGGUUUUUUCUUCAACAAGAUUUGAUGCUGUUGUUCAUUUUGCUGGUCUGAAAGCUGUGGGUGAAAGUGUACAGAAGCCAUUGCUUUAUUAUGACUAUAAUGUUGUCGGCACAAUUAUUCUUCUAGAAGUUAUGGCAGCCCAUGGAUGUAAGAAGUUGGUGUUUUCAUCUUCAGCUGCUGUUUAUGGAUCACCUAAAAACUCACCCUGCACAGAAGAGUUUCCUCUCACUCCGCACAAUCCAUAUGGCAGAACCAAGCUCAUAGCUGAGGAUAUUUGCCGUGAUAUCCACCAUUCAGAUUCUGAAUGGAGCAUAAUUUUACUUAGGUACUUCAAUCCUGUUGGAGCUCAUCCCAGUGGAUACCUUGGUGAAGACCCAUGUGGAAUUCCUAGCAACCUCAUGCCCUUCGUCCAGCAAGUUGCUGUUGGGAGGAGACCAUCACUUACAAUCUUUGGAAAUAACUAUGCAACAAAAGACGGGACAGGGGUACGUGAUUAUAUCCAUGUAGUUGAUCUUGCGGAAGGACAUAUUGCUGCACUACGGAAGCUGUUUGAAAGCUCGACUGGAUGUGAAGCAUACAAUCUUGGAACUGGAAAGGGAACAUCAGUGUUGGAGAUGGUUAAGGCAUUUGAGAAAGCUGCUGGAAAGAAAAUCCCUCUGGUUAUUGGUCCACGGCGCCCUGGUGAUGCUGAGAUUCUAUUUUCGUCAGCUGCUAAAGCAGAGAGAGAAUUCAAGUGGAAAGCAAAAUAUGGCAUCGAAGAAAUGUGCAGAGACCAAUGGAACUGGGCUAGUAAGAAUCCUUUCGGAUAUGCGUCACCUGACUCCACCAAGCAGAAUGGUAAUUCACACUGAUGUGUGAACGAAGUUGUACAUGCGACGUAGAGCUACAGUUUGAGGUCGAUGUAGACCUAGUCGGUCAGUUAUACAGAUAAAGCUUAGAAAAAAGAUUUGUUCUGUUCUUUUGGACCAGUAUUGGUAUAAGUUUACGUUCUGCAUAUAGUUCAAAAUUGUUCUAGGAACAUUUCUAUAGUCAGUGAGCUAAUUCAAUUCUUUUCUUGCUAAUUUAGCCGCCUUGCCUUGCACAGUACUUGAUGCAGAUCCCUGCAUCACAAAAAUUGUAGCUGUAUACGGAUUUUGUAUCUCAAAUAUGAAUAGAUAGAACCACAGUUUGCAUU